This is a messenger RNA of Triticum dicoccoides, 1674 nucleotides long. RefSeq lists its product as uncharacterized. The record is from RefSeq and is a predicted model, not a curated record. Gene Ontology annotation, molecular function: zinc ion binding; DNA binding. The coding region runs from base 1 to 1386 and encodes 461 amino acids. The transcript has 5 exons. NCBI's taxonomy places the organism in Eukaryota, Viridiplantae, Streptophyta, Magnoliopsida, Poales, Poaceae.
AUGAACUACUCCGCAGCCCGGUCCGCAUUGAAGACGCCUCGCCGCAGUCCCCACCCACUCGCCUUUUUCAUCGCGCGGAGACGAGAGAGUUUGCGUGCUGCCUUCCUCCCUUCCUUCAUCCCUGCAGAGUGGCAGUGGAGAGAGAAAGAAGAGCGCAACAACAGAAAGCGCACCCGCUCCUCCCGCUCCUCACGGGCCGGCAACUCCGCCGCCUCCUCGCUCCCUCCGCCUCGGAUUCCCCGGCCGCCGGCCCGCCGCAUUCCCCCGCCGACCCAGCGACAAGAGAGUUAUCUCAUGAGGAACUUUCGAGGUCAUAACCCUGAGAAAGGGAUGGUUCAUCCUCGCAAGCGUUCAAGAAAGAGGCUUAUUACUAGUGACAGUGAUGAUGAUGAUGACUAUACUGACAAGGAUUACUCAAUUGAAGAAGACGCAUCAAAGCAGCUUGUCCUCUAUGAUCCGCAGACCACACGUCGCCAGCAAAGGGAAUUCCAAGUAGCCGAGCCCAUAUAUGACUCUACUCCACUGCAGCAAAUACCCCCGAAGACAAAGUAUGGUGGACACUCCAGAGUUUUACCAUCUAUUGGGCACUAUACUGUACAGUGCGCCCAGUGCUUCAAAUGGAGGGUCGUUCCAACAAAGGAGAAAUAUGAAGAGCUGCGUGAGACUAUUUCCGAGGAACUUUUUGUGUGUGCAAGGGCUCGUGAAUGGAACCGUGUUUUAUCAUGUGAUGAUCCAGAAGAUAUGUCACAAGAUGGAAGUAGGGUGUGGGCAAUUGACAAGCCAAACAUUGCCCAAACUCCUGUUGGCUGGAAUAGGGAGGUCAGAAUCAGGGGGGAGGGUUGCAGCAAGUUUGCAGAUGUGUAUUACACUUCUCCAGCUGGGACAACGUUGAGGUCAAUGGUUGAAAUUGAGAGGUACUUGGCAGAGAAUCCAUUCUACGUUCGACAAGGGGUUUAUUUAGGCCAGUUCUCGUUUGCUACCCCAAAGCCUCUGCAAGAAGAUUAUGUCAGGAAGCGUAAAUAUUCAGCAACAACUCGUGAAUUACCGGACAUUCUUGAGCCAGUUGAAGUGAACCCACUGUGCUGGGCAGCGCCUCCUACCCGCAGAGAGCAGCUUCAGAUGGGGGCUUCAGCUUCAAACCCCGUCGACCUCGACGGCGAACCUGAGGUGUUUGAAGCACCACCCAUGCACACCAACAGGAGAAAUCUGAAUCAAGCGAUGCCGUCAUGGAGCGGGCGCAAGAAGAGAGCGGCGUCGUCUGAAGAGCCCAAGAAGAGAACCAUGCAGCAAGCUUCGGCGUCGAUCCGUCCACCGUCUCCACCCAGCUGGCCACGCCGCGGCCAGCCUCAGCGGUUUCCCAGCGACGUCGAGCAUGUGCUGUUGUGAGCCCGGAAGCGCAGCUUCCUCCGGGUCUUCCUGUGGGUUUGGUUUCAUUUUGCCCUCGACGAACAUCGAAUCGAGGAGGCGACGAUGGACGCGGUUGAUCAGAUCAGAUCGGAUGCCCGAAGCAUCGAGUUUUGGUGUUGUGAAUAUGAUGCCCAAGGCAAUGGCGUAGGCCGUAGUAUCCCCCAGAUAUAGGUUCGGUAGCUGGUUUGAGACUUGUUAGGACGUGUUGCUUGUACUGCAUAUAUAUGUAUGCUCGUAUGGUAUGGUAUGGUAUGGUGGGAUUACGUG